AUGAAAUCUUUCUUCUCUGCAUUGUUAGGUUUCGACGCUGCUAAUGGCCAGGCUUCCGAGGGUAUUUUGGGGACCGUGAAAGCAUAUUUUGGGUGUGUAGAGGCACAGGGUCGGGGUACGUUGCAUUGCCAUUUGAUGGUAUGGCUUGAGGGUGGGCUCGAUCCUAAUGAGAUCAAGGCUCGCAUCCAUGAUAUGAAUGACAUCAAAUUUAGAGAUCGUCUGUUAGCCUUGCUAGAUGAUAGUAUAUGCAAUGAGAUCCCACCUGAUCCAGGGCCUGAAUAUGUUGUACCUUCUUCAAUUCAUCAUCCUUGUGCAGUGAGAGGAAUAGCAGUCAAUUCAGAUCACAAAACAUCUGAUAACAGCCUAAGUCGUCAGAAGGAUUUGCAUAAUGUUGUCAAGGCAUGCCAGAUUCACAAGCACAAUGCAACAUGUUUCAAAUAUUGGAAAGGUCCACCUGCGCCGCGGGAAUGUAGAUUUGAUUUGAGUGAGGAUCAUUUUUGUCCUGCCAGUUAUUUCAACACUGAGUCCGGAGAGAUUUGUCUGAAAUGUCUUGAUGGUAUGGUCAACAAUUUCAACAAGACAAUGAUGGAAGCCGUGCGAUGUAAUAUGGAUAUAAAGUUCAUUGGUUCAGGUGCGUCCGCUAAAGCGAUCUUGUACUACAUCACAGAUUACAUCACAAAGUCCCAACUAAAGGCACACGUUGCCUAUGCAGCAUUGGAUCUAGCACAGCGUAAAUUGAGUGAGUAUGAUCCGGCUGAUGAUGAGCUUGUGCAGCGCGCCAAAGAAUUGAUCAGAAAAAGUGCGCAUGCGAUGAUCUCACAUCAGGAGCUUUCUGCACAGCAAGUUUCAGCUUAUCUGAUGGACCAAGGUGAUCAUUACACGAGCCAUGAGUUUCAGAAUUUGUUCUGGACAUCGUUUGAAAGGCAUUUCGAGGACACACUGCCAAAAUUCACAUUACCAAUGGUGAAGAACAGGACAUUGGGUUCUCUGCUGAUGAUGUGCAGGAUGAGGAUGCAAUUCCAAAUCUGGGCGACGACACUUUAG
This is a messenger RNA of Suillus clintonianus, 1044 nucleotides long. RefSeq lists its product as uncharacterized. NCBI's taxonomy places the organism in Eukaryota, Fungi, Basidiomycota, Agaricomycetes, Boletales, Suillaceae. The record is from RefSeq and is a predicted model, not a curated record. The transcript has 2 exons. Bases 1 to 1044 code for a protein of 347 amino acids.